CAACGAAACGUAUGCUUUCCUUCCAAGGGUUAGCGGAGUUGGCUCAUCGUGAGUAUCAGGCAGGAGACUUUGAAGCAGCAGAGAGACACUGCAUGCAGCUUUGGAGACAAGAGCCUGAUAAUACUGGCGUGCUUUUAUUGCUAUCCUCCAUUCACUUCCAGUGUCGCAGACUGGACAGGUCUGCUCACUUCAGCACUUUGGCUAUCAAACAAAAUCCGUUGCUGGCUGAAGCCUACUCGAACCUGGGCAAUGUGUACAAGGAACGUGGACAGCUGCAAGAAGCCAUUGAACAUUACAGACACGCACUGCGCCUCAAACCAGACUUCAUCGAUGGAUAUAUUAAUCUGGCUGCUGCACUGGUAGCUGCAGGUGAUAUGGAAGGAGCAGUACAGGCCUAUGUGUCUGCCCUUCAGUACAAUCCUGACUUGUACUGUGUUCGUAGUGACCUGGGGAACCUGCUCAAAGCCCUGGGUCGCUUGGAAGAAGCCAAGGCCUGUUACUUAAAAGCAAUUGAGACUCAACCAAACUUUGCAGUGGCUUGGAGUAAUCUUGGCUGUGUUUUCAAUGCCCAAGGAGAAAUCUGGCUUGCAAUUCAUCACUUUGAAAAGGCUGUAACACUUGACCCAAAUUUUUUGGAUGCUUACAUCAAUCUGGGGAAUGUCCUGAAGGAGGCAAGGAUAUUUGAUAGAGCUGUAGCAGCUUAUUUACGAGCUCUGAGUCUGAGUCCCAAUCACGCCGUCGUGCACGGCAACCUUGCCUGCGUGUACUACGAGCAAGGGUUGAUAGACCUGGCAAUAGACACGUACAGGAGGGCCAUUGAACUGCAGCCCCACUUCCCUGAUGCCUACUGCAACCUGGCCAAUGCCUUGAAGGAGAAAGGCAGUGUGGCCGAAGCAGAAGAGUGUUACAACACAGCUCUUCGACUCUGUCCCACACAUGCAGACUCUCUAAAUAACCUAGCAAACAUCAAGCGGGAGCAGGGGAACAUUGAAGAAGCUGUUCGCCUUUAUCGGAAAGCUCUUGAGGUGUUCCCAGAGUUUGCUGCUGCACAUUCAAAUUUAGCAAGUGUUCUUCAACAGCAAGGAAAGUUACAGGAAGCUCUGAUGCAUUAUAAAGAGGCUAUUAGAAUCAGUCCCACAUUUGCAGAUGCAUACUCCAAUAUGGGAAAUACUUUGAAGGAAAUGCAGGAUGUGCAAGGAGCUUUACAGUGUUACACCCGUGCCAUUCAGAUAAAUCCAGCUUUUGCCGAUGCCCACAGCAACCUGGCCUCAAUUCACAAGGAUUCAGGGAAUAUACCAGAAGCCAUUGCCUCUUACCGCACUGCUCUGAAACUGAAACCUGACUUCCCAGAUGCCUACUGCAACUUGGCCCACUGCUUACAGAUUGUCUGUGACUGGACAGACUAUGAUGAAAGAAUGAAGAAGCUGGUUAGCAUUGUAGCUGAUCAGCUGGAGAAAAACAGGCUGCCUUCUGUCCACCCUCAUCAUAGUAUGCUGUAUCCCCUUUCUCACAGUUUCAGGAAGGCCAUUGCUGAGAGACAUGGAAAUCUCUGCUUGGAUAAGAUUAAUGUCCUUCACAAGCCACCAUAUGAGCAUCCGAAGGAUUUGAAGGCCAGUGAAGGUCGCCUUCGUAUUGGCUACGUGAGCUCUGAUUUUGGAAACCAUCCAACCUCCCACCUAAUGCAGUCAAUCCCAGGAAUGCAUAACUCGGACAAAUUUGAGGUGUUCUGUUAUGCCCUGAGUCCUGAUGAUGGUACAAACUUCCGUGUAAAAGUGAUGGCUGAAGCAAAUCAUUUUGUUGAUUUAUCUCAGAUACCAUGUAAUGGAAAAGCAGCAGACCGCAUUCACCAGGAUGGAAUACACAUUCUCAUUAACAUGAAUGGAUACACAAAAGGAGCCCGCAAUGAGUUAUUUGCCUUGAGACCGGCACCUAUUCAGGUAACUAAGUUAGAGCUCUGUAUCUCUAAAAUACACUAGUUAUCAAGAGUCUCCAGUUUUUCUGCCGCUGGAAAAAUCUUUGAAGGCUCA
This is a messenger RNA of Tinamus guttatus (white-throated tinamou), 2027 nucleotides long. NCBI's taxonomy places the organism in Eukaryota, Metazoa, Chordata, Aves, Tinamiformes, Tinamidae. The record is from RefSeq and is a predicted model, not a curated record.